Camelina sativa (false flax) is the source of this 1022-nucleotide messenger RNA. RefSeq names its product NEDD8-conjugating enzyme Ubc12. Lineage: Eukaryota; Viridiplantae; Streptophyta; Magnoliopsida; Brassicales; Brassicaceae. The record is from RefSeq and is a predicted model, not a curated record.
GCGUCGAGAAAAAGCUACGAUUUGUGUUUCUCAUUUACAGCAUUUUUCUCUUUGUGUGUUUCUUCGUCGUUUAGGUUCCGGAGAAGACAAUCCGGUGCCAGGGAGAGAGAACCUUUGAUUCGUUUUGUAGUUUGUUUCGACCUUUUUCGUGUUUUAUCUACCGGAAUUAGCAACUUUCUCUGUGUGUGUGUGUGUGUGUGUGUGAGUUUCUUAAGAGAGGUCAGAAACAAUGAUUGGGUUAUUCAAGGUAAAGGAAAAGCAAAGAGAACAAGCUCAAAAUGCUACUAGAGGUGGUGCUUCUGUCAAGAAGCAAUCUGCUGGUGAACUUCGUCUUCACAAAGAUAUAUCGGAGUUGAACCUUCCGAGCUCUUGUACGAUAUCUUUUCCUAAUGGCAAAGAUGAAUUGAUGAACUUUGAAGUUUCCAUUAAACCUGAUGAUGGUUACUACCAAAAUGGUACGUUUGUGUUCACAUUCCAAGUCUCUCCUGUGUAUCCGCAUGAAGCUCCUAAAGUCAAAUGCAAAACCAAAGUUUAUCAUCCAAAUAUCGAUUUGGAAGGAAACGUUUGCCUCAACAUCUUGCGUGAAGACUGGAAACCGGUUCUUAACAUAAACACAGUUAUCUAUGGACUCUUCCAUCUUUUCACGGAGCCCAAUUCCGAAGAUCCUUUGAACCAUGAUGCAGCAGCAGUUUUAAGGGAUAACCCGAAGCUGUUUGAGACCAAUGUGCGGAGGGCCAUGACCGGUGGAUAUGUCGGUCAAACCUUUUUCCCUCGCUGUAUCUAACAAGCUUUGGUUCUUCUUCUCAAGCAAAAAGAUAAGAACCAAACUCUCUAUCCGCCAUUGUAUUGCUUCUUCUCAAGGACACUCGUUUGUUUGUUUGAUCUUGUAAAAUUACAUUCCAUGUAAAAGAAACCCUUUUCCUUAGAUCAAAAUCUUGUUCGUGAGAAUUUGAUAAAAGGAGACUGAAAGGAACUGGAAACUCAAAAAUCUGGGUUGUAUAACACGUGUUUGAUCUUUGUCA